Molecule: messenger RNA, 2730 nt
Organism: Saccharomyces kudriavzevii IFO 1802
Lineage: Eukaryota; Fungi; Ascomycota; Saccharomycetes; Saccharomycetales; Saccharomycetaceae
Gene: STB4
Product: Stb4p
Exons: 1
Coding region: 1-2730 (909 amino acids)
Biological process (GO): DNA-templated transcription; regulation of DNA-templated transcription
Molecular function (GO): DNA-binding transcription factor activity, RNA polymerase II-specific; zinc ion binding; DNA binding
Source: RefSeq, a predicted model, not a curated record
AUGACCUUUAUGCUAACCGAAAAUAGGAAGCGAUUUAGAGAAAUGACAGCUAUCGGGAAUACAGAUGAUGCACUUCAAAAUGUUGCAGCCGCAAGUAAAGAAAAUAGUAGAGGUAGGUUACGGGUCCAAAAAGCUUGCGAACUCUGCAAGAAAAGGAAAGUCAAGUGUGAUGGUAAUAAGCCUUGUUUGAAUUGCUUCAAACAUCAAAAAGAGUGCCGUUAUGAAUUCAAAGCCACUAAUCGUCGAAGAAGAAGGCGACAGGCAACUUCGCCUAUACAGAACGUUAAUGAAGAGUAUACCGAGAUCGAUGAAACUUUCCCUAAAGAUGUACUUAGUAAAUCAAAUACCAACAUAAACCCUCCUUCAGAUUGCCUUUCCUCAUCUGCUGAGAACUCCCCAUAUUCCAAUUCACAUUAUCAGAAUUUACAAUCCACCUUACCCUUUAUGGAUGCAAGGCCCAAUCACACAUUCACUUCCACAGCCAAUGUAAAUAGAGAGAAUAGCAACGCCUUUGUUGAGGAUCACAUGGCUAAAUUGCUAUUACAGUUAGGUUCAAAACUGAGAAAUACUGCAAAUGAAUCGUUGAAAAUCGACAAAAACAAUGAUAAUGAUAUGAAUACAAAUCUAACGACGGUGAACAUGAACAAUAAUCAAGUAGGCAGUAAAAACAGCCACGGAUACGACAUGCACGGUUCUUCAGGGGCCCUUGAUAGUAACAACAUUACCUCUGAAAAAAAUGAGAUGCUUAGUUGUCAAAUCACUAGCAUGGUCAAUAGCCAUCUUCAAUCACCCUGGCAGACGUUUUCUUUAGACAAGUACAGGUUUCACAGACGCUACCAAAAUAUUCUACCCUAUUAUCUUGGUACAUCUAUCUUGAAAGAUUUGUCGCCAGAAACAGUAGACCAAGCAAAACUGAAGCGGCCAAGAGUUCAAAACUAUGGUUGGAACCUAUCUGGUGGCCAUUAUUUGAAAUACAACGCAGACUUCAAAAGUCAAGGUGAACAUAUAAGGCAUGAGUCCAAAUUCUUCAACUUUGAUGACCCUGUUCAUUUAUCUCUAGUUAAUAAAUUAUUAAGGUACUAUUUCGACAAAAUCAAUCCUCUUUUCAGUAUAAUUCACGAAGCAACAUUUUGGCAACAAUAUAACAAUAAGUUUCUACGGCAAGGCAAACAAAAUAAUUCGUCUGCGAAGUUAUUCACCUCCAUACUUUAUCUCAUUUUAUCUACCACAUUACGAUUUAUGGAAGGUCAUUUAAAUAACGGGAAAAGAGAAGAAAACCAUAGUGACUCAUGCCUAAAUAUCACUUUCGAAGAGGAAUCUGUCUUGAACAGGAAGCCUUUAAUAGAGGAAAGAAUGUUCAAAUACGCUUAUUCGAUAAUCAGCACGUUAACCUUUGAAUGGGAAUCAUUUGAAUUGAUACAAUCGUGGCUGUUGAUAGCUUUCUACUUUAGAACUUGUUAUAGACAAACGGCGUGCUGGAACGCGUUAAGCCAAGCGGUGAAUAUGUGUAAUGGAAUGAGUUUGUAUUUGAACAAAUUUCCUGAGAUCCACUCUACCUACGAUGAAUCUAAGGCAUGGCACUGCUUCUGGUGCUGUUUUAUUAUGGAUAAGUUAAUAAGUUUCCAAAUGGGUCGGUUUUACCAGUUAUCAUUACCAGCUAGUGAGAUGUUUGAACAGAUGAAACUAGUGAAAUCAAAGAAAUUUUUACAAGACGAAGACGAUUGGUUUCAUGAAGAAACCUUCCAAAUGCUAGACUUAUCCAUAAUAGUGACAGGGUUUUUGAAAAGAGAUGCACAAGAUUUAAGUUUGAACGAGACUGUACAAUUACGGAGUCAACUCGGUCAAUGGUAUGACACUUUUAUAGCAGGUAAUGACAUUAAUGCAUAUUGCGGAAUUUAUCAUGGGUUCUACAAGGUUCAACCUCUCAUGACAUACCUAGAUAUAAGUAUGACUUUUGAAAUCAGACAAUUAUUCUGUUUAGUAGCCCCUUCCUCUAAUGCGAAAAGCAAAUCCUUAGCCUUAGAAUAUGCAGUAGAUACCCAGUUAUUAAUAUCUCAUUGCCAAGUUGCUACUGAAAAUUUGGUUCAAAUUACAAAAAACAAUGUUUUCUUUAUUCCUUGGUGGCUCAACCUUUCACAACUUUUCACAGUUAAUUUAAUUUGUAUCAUCUACAUGCACGCGGGGAUUGCCAUAACACAAAGUAAAGCAAUUAUGCAAAGUUGCAACCAAAUUUGGCGAACUUUAGAAAAUUCUAAGCCCAAAAACUUUCCUUCAAUGCUUCCCGAGUGCUUAUGGUGUUUGAAGAUGCUAAAUCAUAUGUUCUGUAUACGAUUGAGGGAUUCUGCUUUACAACUGGAAACUUUUCUCGGCACUGACCAUGGUGAUGACACCCCUAACAGAAACAAAUUUGAGCAGUUCAAGAAAGUCGGUGAUCACGAUGCCGACGUUGAAGUUGGCACAAAUAAAAGAGAGGAAGAAAAUGUGAACGUGAAACAAGGAAACCCACUGAGGAAUAAUGGAAAAGUUCCAUUAGCUACAAGAUCUCAUAAUACCACUGCUUUUAGUGGUUCAGUGGGGACUUCUCCGGCAAGUCGAAUACCAAAUGUCGCUAAAAAUAUUGGAUUGCCUUCGGAGGUUAUUGAUGCUGUCAGUAAUAUACAAGACUCUCCGGAUGUGUUUGACGAUGAUUUAUUUUCUAAUUUACUAUGGUUUGACCAAAAUUUUGCAUGA